Messenger RNA from Phaedon cochleariae (mustard beetle), 964 nucleotides. The record is from the annotation of a GenBank genome assembly. Lineage: Eukaryota; Metazoa; Arthropoda; Insecta; Coleoptera; Chrysomelidae.
AUAUGUGACUUAGAUGAUGAUAACCUACUGACUCUUUUGCAUAAUAAUAAGUUUCUUUAUAUCGACAUUCUCUACUAAUUAAUCCCAAAAUAAAACCAUAAAGUGUAUAUAUAUAUGAGUAAGUACCUCGUCCUCAUAUUGCUCAGGAAUUUUUGUGGUAGUUAGUGUGCAAAUUUCAAGCACAAAGAUGUUCAAGUUUGUAGUAGCCGUGGUUUUUUUGUCAGGGACAUAUCAGUUCUGUAACUGCGAUGUGCAUUCAGCAACAGUUCGUCUCUACGACCCCACAGGAAAUACUGAAGUGACUGGAGAAUUGAAUUUCACGCAAGUAGAGAAUGGCGUUCGUAUCACCGGGGAAAUUCAUGGAAUUCACGAGGGAAAACAUGGUGGUCACGUGCACGUAGAUGCUGACAUUUCAAAAGGAUGCAUCGGGGCUGGUGGACCUUUCAAUCCCCACAACGUUCGCCAUGCAGGGCCCGAUGACGAAAUCCGCAACACUGGAGACCUUGGCAACGUCGUAGGAGACCGUUUCGGCGUCGCUCACAUUGACGUCGUGGAUAAGAGAAUCAAGUUGAACAAAGGCAUUGAUGGUAUCAUAGGAAGAGGGUUCGUUAUCCACGAAAAAGAAGACGAUUUGGGCAGAGGAAAUAAUGCGGAGUCUGGAAAGACCGGAAAUUCCGGGGGUCGUAUAGCUUGCGGAGUCAUCAAAGUACUGGAAGAAUGAAUAACCUACGAUUAACUACUGAGAAAUCAAGGGAGAUUGAAUUAAAUGAUCCAAAUCAUCUGAUAAUUCAUGGCAAUGUUUGUACUAGCUUAGUAUUCAAUAAGUAUUUGUGUAAAAUACAAAGUGAGGAAUCAAUCAAUCAAUCAACUUCAUGAAAGGAAUAAUGUUCACUAUACAGGGUGUAACUGAAUAAGUGUAAAACAUUUGAGGGGCUGAUUCCUCAUCGAAAAAAAGAUGGGAUCU